Brassica rapa (field mustard) is the source of this 862-nucleotide messenger RNA. Its product is annotated as mediator of RNA polymerase II transcription subunit 8-like. The record is from RefSeq and is a predicted model, not a curated record. NCBI's taxonomy places the organism in Eukaryota, Viridiplantae, Streptophyta, Magnoliopsida, Brassicales, Brassicaceae. Gene Ontology annotation, cellular component: mediator complex.
AUGCUUAAUGCCGCUUCGCCUCAGCAACAACAACAGCUUCAACAGCAGCAAAGGUCGAAGCUAAUGCAGUUGCCUCAACAUCAACAGCAACUACUUGCACAACAACAACAGCUCAGUCAAUCUUCUAUGCAAGGAUUGGGUCAGAGUCAGAUGCCAUCACUCCAUGAUUUGCAAGCUCAGCAGAAGUUUCAGUCGGUAAGUUCACAUUACAUGGGCAACAACAUCAAAUGCCAUAUUCACAGUCAGUGGGACACCAACAAUAUUCAGUAUGGUAUGUCUCAAGAACAGCUCAAUCCAGCUAUGAUGAACCGUCAGUUGAACCAGUUUUCAGGUGGAGCAAAUAGUGCAAUGUUUACAUCUGCACAAGGCUCCCCAAGUAGUCAGAUGAUACCAAACAUGUCAUCUAUGCAAUCUCAGACACUUAAUCCUAGAAUGCAGUAUGGAGUUUCGGGUACCAAUGCUCAAAGAGGUCAUGCGUCUCAAAUGUUGGGUGACCAGAUGUUUAACAACAGCGGAAUGAUGCAAACUCAACAGUCGCAGCAACCACAACAGCAGCAACAACAGCAGCAGCAACAGCAAGGAGACUAUGGAAAUAUGCAAACCAAUCAGCAGAAUCUACAGCCUAACAUGUUGCAGAAUCCACAACAAAGACACCAAAACCCUCAAUAAAACUCCCCCUUUUGUACGACUUGGGCUUGUAAUAGAACCCUUUUCGGCUUUUCCGACUUUUGGUUAUAACGUAUAACGUACCAGUACGGGCCUGGCGCAUUAUUUACUUCAGACAAGUUUUAUGUUGAUGGGUGAAGAAUCCUUUUGGUCUUGAGAGGAAGUGAAUUGGAAAUCUUGCAGGAUUUAUCAUUAA